AUGGUCUCCAAGAGAUGCCUCUUGUUCGGGGUGUCAUUCAUCCUCAUUUCUGCUGGCCCAUGGAUUGGGAGCAUGAAGCUCAUGAUGAUAGGAGCCAUGGGAGCGGUGAUGAGUCAGACAACCGGACCGAAGCUGGCGGCAGCCUUUGUAGUGAUCCCACCCUUGGGCGUUUCUGUAGCAGUGAUGGACGCUGUUUCAGGUCGAUCCUCAGGGGGAAUCUUCAUGACUCCGUCGGACAUUCUCUUGCCAGCAGCAGCGUUUGUGAUUCCCUGCCUUGGUCUACGGCUGGCAAUGGUAAUGGCAACGGAGCCGACACCGCAGGCUAACACCAACCAAGGGCUUCUACAACUCCAGGCCAUACUCCCGGUGUGA
Symbiodinium sp. CCMP2456 is the source of this 372-nucleotide messenger RNA. NCBI's taxonomy places the organism in Eukaryota, Dinophyceae, Suessiales, Symbiodiniaceae. The record is from the annotation of a GenBank genome assembly.